Molecule: messenger RNA, 1644 nt
Organism: Ananas comosus (pineapple)
Lineage: Eukaryota; Viridiplantae; Streptophyta; Magnoliopsida; Poales; Bromeliaceae
Product: G-type lectin S-receptor-like serine/threonine-protein kinase RKS1
Exons: 5
Coding region: 97-1518 (473 amino acids)
Biological process (GO): protein phosphorylation
Molecular function (GO): protein kinase activity; ATP binding
Source: RefSeq, a predicted model, not a curated record
GGCAUCGCCGAUGCGGCCGUGUCGAGCUCUAACUCCGUUAAGCUCUUCGCGACCGGCGAGCUGAGCAUCACGAAAGGUUUUCCGACGAUAUACGGGAUGGCGCAGUGCGUCCAGCACAUCGCGGGCUCGGAGUGCCGCCGGUGCCUUCAGGGGCUCAUCAACGAGACGCUGAAGUUGUUCGACGGGCGGCAAGGUGGCCAAAUUCUCGGCGGCUGGUGCUACUUGAGGUACGAAGUGUUUUUGUUCUACUAUGGGAAGCCGACGAUAAGCAGGUUUUCUGUUGCACCGGUGAACCUGCCCAUCUCGCCGCCACCUCCCGGCCCUCCGCAAAUUCCAACUAAAAGAAAGGCAAAGUUGCAAAUCACUCGACCAACUUCCACUUUUGAUGCUGACGAAGUUAUUAAGCUUUGGAAGAGCGAAGAAAGAAGCUCUGAAUUUUCAUUAUUUGAUUUCGAUACCAUCGCGAACUCCACGAACAAUUUUUCUGUCGAAAACAAACUUGGAGAGGGCGGAUUUGGGACUGUCUACAAGGGCCAAUUAUCAGAUGGACUUGAGAUAGCAGUAAAGAGACUCUCCGCGCAUUCAGGCCAAGGUCUAGUGGAAUUCAAGAAUGAGAUUCAACUUAUAGCAAAACUUCAACAUCGAAAUCUUGUGAGGCUAUUAGGUUGUUGCAUUCACAGAGAAGAAAAAAUACUAAUAUAUGAAUAUAUGCCGAACAAAAGCUUGGAUUUCUUCCUCUUUGGUUCGUAUCAAUCAUUCUGCUCCAAUUGCUCUUUUCUUCUCUUUCCACACUUUCUUUGUUAUAUUAGUUUGUCUGUCUCAGAUCAAACAAGAGGACUAUUAGACUGGCAAAAGCGCUUUACUAUUGUUGAAGGGAUAGCUCAAGGACUUCUUUAUCUUCACAAGCACUCUAGACUACGAAUUAUCCAUCGAGAUCUAAAGGCGAGUAACAUUCUCUUGGAUUACGAAAUGAACCCUAAGAUAUCUGAUUUUGGCUUAGCUCGAAUUUUUGGUUCCAACGAAACUCAAGCAAACACAAACAGGAUUGUUGGCACGUAUGGCUAUAUGUCUCCCGAAUAUGCUUCUGAGGGUCUUUUCUCAGUCAAAUCUGAUGUCUUUAGCUUCGGCGUCUUACUUCUCGAGAUAGUAAGCGGAAAAAGAAAUGCUGGUUUCCACCAAUAUGGGAAUCAUCUUAACCUCCUUGGAUAUGCAUGGGAGCUUUGGAAAGAGGGGAAAUGGUUUGAGCUCAUAGAUCAAAAACUAGAUGAUAGUUUUGAAACAUGUGAGAUAUUGAGAUGCAUUCAUGCGGCACUUAUGUGUGUUCAAGAGAAUGCCUCCGAUCGACCGACCAUGUUGAAUGUGAUUACGAUGCUGAGCAGCGAUAGCACGAGCCUAUCGGAUCCGAAACAACCGGCUUACUUCAAUGUGAGAAUCAGGGAUGAAGCAAAGAUGGCGUCUGAUUUCAUCAUGCCUGACACCGUAAACGAGAUUACUUUUAGUGAUCUGGAAGGCCGAUAAUGCUACUUCAAUUUUUUUUUUUUUCUUUGUUUGUUUGUUUGUUUUUUUUUUUUUUGAGAUAAUGUCCAUACCGGUAUUAUAUAUCGGUUGCCCUAUUGUCAUAUAAGAUACAAUUGAGUUGAAAAU